CGCAUUAGCACCACUAGGUGGAGCUGUGCCACCGGUUGAAGUCUUGCUUUGAGCUGCUUUUUCCUGUCCGGGCCGCGGUGCGUGUCGGGAGCCGUGAGGAUCUACCGGUGUUGGUGGAGGCGCUGGCCGCCAUGUUGGGCGCUUUGUGUAGUUAUAAAUAAGGAGCAGCCGGCUGGCCGGCUGCAUGUAUUGAAUGGUCGCUUGGACGCUGUAGCUCGUGGGUGCUGAACGUUUUGGAAGUAAUUCGUUUCUUGGCCCUGUUUUAUGAGAACUGAGCGGAUCCAGUGAGCCAUGCGAGAGAUGUUACCGUGAGUGCACGUCGCCACUUAGUCUGUCUGUCUGUCUGUCUGUCUGUCAUGGGGCCAGCACCAUAACCACUGUCAUGGGGCCAGCACCAUAACCACUGUCAUGGGGCCAGCACCAUAACCACUGUCAUGGGGCCAGCACCAUAACCACUGUCAUGGGGCCAGCACCAUAACCACUGUCAUGGGGCCAGCACCAUAACCACUGUCCUGGGGCCAGCACCAUAACCACUGUCCUGGGGCCAGCACCAUAACCACUGUCCUGGGGCCAGCACCAUAACCACUGUCCUGGGGCCAGCACCAUAACCACUGUCCUGGGGCCAGCACCAUAACCACUGUCCUGGGGCCAGCACCAUAACCACUGUCCUGGGGCCAGCACCAUAACCACUGUCCUGGGGCCAGCACCAUAACCACUGUCCUGGGGCCAGCACCAUAACCACUGUCCUGGGGCCAGCACCAUAACCACUGUCCUGGGGCCAGCACCAUAACCACUGUCCUGGGGCCAGCACCAUAACCACUGUCCUGGGGCCAGCACCAUAACCACUGUCCUGGGGCCAGCACCAUAACCACUGUCCUGGGGCCAGCACCAUAACCACUGUCCUGGGGCCAGCACCAUAACCACUGUCCUGGGGCCAGCACCAUAACCACUGUCCUGGGGCCACACUUAUAGAGCAACUUAAAUAUAUAUAAUGUAUUCAACAAGAUGCAGGUCUUAGGACAUAAUAAUGCACGUGCAUACUGCUCUCAGCAAUAGUGUGUAAUGGUAAAAUUAAUUCCUAUUUUCAGAGAUAAAGUAGAAAUUGGCUUCAUUACACCCUGGAAGCCAUUGGGGAUAUCUAUGUUGUGAGUUUUCUCUAUUAGAACGUGGAUACUGACCUGCUGUGUCCAGUGUCCCAAGCUGUGUCCAGUGUCCCAAUUUCCAUGGAAUGUAACAUAUGAGAACAUGCAUAAACAAAACAUGCAAGUUAUGCUGUGGUUGCAUCCUAUCCAUUUCAUGGCACUCUUUUGGCAGAAGGUGUAUUAUUUUAGUGACUUCAAAGAGAAGUCAACCUCUCAGUUACUGUAUUAACUUUUUAUAUAUAAAAAGUUAAUACAGUAACUGUACUAAAAUUAACAGAGAGGUUGACUUCUCUUUGAAGUCACUGAAAUAAUGUAUAUUGUCUCUAGCAAAGUUCUCACUUAACUUCAUUUGUGUUUUGAGACUGUGGCAGUGUUUGUUGCUCACUAGCACAUUGCUGCCUGCCAACUUUAAGAUAUCACAGUGGUUAGAUUUCAAGGCUGUUUCUGUGUUUUUGCAGGGGUGUAGACAGACUUGUUUAGGUGGGGGAGUAAGUACAUUGAGUACUUACAAGUUAAAACGACUGUUCAAAGACCUUAAAAGGAAGUGCAAAUAUUCUGGGCACUUGGCCUAUGUGCAGUCCUUUCUCGCCUUCUGGAGUUUUUUUGACCUGUCCUAAAGCUUCAUCUCGCAAUGAUCAAGUAGGUUCCUUUGUUUCCUUGAACUAGUGAGAAGUGUUAGAAUAAUCCAGAGAAAAGCUUACUGUUUAAUGGACCUUAUCAAAUUUUAUUGCUGCACAUAUAAAAGAAAUGGGAAAUACUUUAGCUUAAAUUAGCAAUAUUUGAAUUUAACUUUGUGUUCUUUGGAGUGUUAAAACUUACAUUACAUAAAUUCCAAUAAUAACAUACACCCUUUAAACCCCACUUGAAGUUAUUAUGGCCUGGUAUGUAGACUUUCCUAAUUUCUUUGUGUUUAUCUUGGUCUGAUAAGAUCGCAACAGUGGCAGAAGUGGAAUAACAAAAAGUUGUCAGUUUUCGCAAAUCGUAUAACCUCAAAGCAAUAGCUUAAAAAACCAUUAGAUGUACCAAAGUAAAAUUGUUUUCCUUGUUGAAACCAACAUUAAAGUUGAUAUGUUUUAUUGGUUACAAACGGUGUAUAUAGUGUUCUGUAAUAUCUCCACAGUUAAUUUAAAUGGCAAGACCUUAUUGCAACUGUUGCUUGGGAAUUUAUUUUUAAGCAGUACACUGCGCUAGUUUCAGGACUAUUUGGUGGCAGGCCAAACUAUUUGUUGUUAUUCAAGCCUUCCAAAAGUUCAUACUGGACAGAUCCAUGCGUGGCUGGCGCAAGCAUUUCUGCCCCCAUCUCUAAUGGCAGAAAGCCUUUACACAACUCUAAGCUUUUUUAGUAUUGGCCCACUUAAGGGCGUGGCAAUAAAAAAAAGAAAAAUAUAUUGGUACAAAAACUGAAGUGGUAGCCCAAUGAAAAUAUUUUCAGGUUGGGGCCCGUCCUAAAACAUACAUGAUUUGUUUGGAAUUUAGUUAACACCCCUGUAUUUCUCAUUCUCUGAUUCCGAUAAUAUGCAUAGAUGGUGCUGGAAGUGUAACUAGUGUGCGGUCUGUUGGCUGUAUGUGAUGGGUUUGUGUGCUCUGUGAUUUUUGCCACCUCCUGCUCAGCUUUUUGCAGGGAAGGGGCUCUAAUUCCUGGUGGUCCUGUAUCCCUGGUAGUUUAGUGGGGAUUAAACUCCUGUCAGUCUAGUUGGGAGCAUGUGUUCUGCACAUCUGAUGUUUGUAAUCGCUCUCUCGCAGUCCCAGCGCACAGUGAUUCAGAAAACAGUCUGGAAAUACUGAUAGCUGUGCACUGGCUCAUUAGCGGAGCACCGGGACCAUGAGUGGCAAUGAUUUACUGUGGUCUAGCCCCACUAGAGGUGCUGAUAACACUCUUUUCCCUGGCCUCAAUAGCAGACUUGCAGCUUCCCUGCAGCAGGGUUAAAGGAAGAAAAAAAGCGUGUCUGGAACUAAAUGUCCCAGCUGUCGGGUGACUGGUAUUCCACCUGCCUGUAGCAUGUGUUAGUACAUCAUAGCGCUCUAACUUUUUAUAGACAACAAGAGUUCAAAGAAUCACAAAAGGUAAUGCAAGGAUUAGGUGCUUAUAGGUGUCUUUCAAAUGGAGCAGGUUUGAAAGAGGCCUAUAAGUGGCAUUGGCCAACUAGAAACCUUCAACUGCUUUGCUAGCCUUUGAUAGUUGGCUACUACUGUGUUAAGUUGCGGUCUAGUGCAGGCAUAGGCAAUGUUUUGGACUACACCUCCCAUGAUGCUUUGCCAGCAUUACGGUGUCAAAGCAUUAUGGGGGAUGAGUCCAUAACAUCUGGGGUGCCGAAGGUUGCCUAUCCCUGGUCUAGUGGCUUUCUCUUUCAGACCCAUUAUGGUAGUUCCAAUGACAAUAAAAGCUCAAAAUGUAUUCUGAAAAUAUUAGACAUUUUGAUUAUUCUAGAGAUGCUAAAAACCUAGUUUUAUUUGUUUUGUUAAACAGGAGCUCUGUGCUGGAUGUCCAGCCCCUGAAGCAGUAUGGCAUCACAUCAGCAAUUAGUUGUGCUGGUCCCAAAGAAAUUGAUCAUAUCUACACACAGAAGUUGAUCGAAGCAAUGAGGCCUUUUGGUGUAUUCGAAGAUGGUGAAGAGCUCAGACACAGGUUGGUGGCUUUUCCUUGUACAUUUCCCAUUCUCAAAUUUGAUUGACUUCAUUUAAAAUUUAAGUUAGCUCAUCAUAAACACAAACAUUGUGAGUGAUGGCUGCUUCGGAUUAAAAGGGACUUGUCAUGCAGUCAACACUUAUGCUCAUUAGAUUGAGUAUAUGAUUCGAUCUAUAAUUGUGCUAGCAAGUGUAUCGAUAAGGACAAAACUUAUUUAUAGAUAGGUUUUUCUCCCAGCUUUCAGUCAACACCGACUAGUUGUUUGUUACUUUGAACUGCUGUGAGAAGUGACUGUCCACUGUUUAAAUAAACCUGGACUGCUCCACCUUGAAAUAGGUAGAUAGAUCCUGGAUUUUUGUCUUGCUUUAGUGAUCCUUUUCUGCUUACAAAUCUUAGUAUGCGUAAGUUGUGGGUUUUUUUGUUUUUUUUUCUAUAGAGAUUUGUGUGUGAUGCUUACUAGUUUUUGUUUUCUCCCUUAAAGGUUAUUUUGAUUUUAGACUUCAAUGCGUGUCAUUUGAAUUAUUUAUUUAGUGUUUGCAUUGAUUUGUGUCUUCCUCAAGCCUAAUUAUAGUAGUAAACAUUCAGUUCUGAAAUCUUCCCAUGUCCAUCUUCAUUAAGUUGAAAGAGGCUCUAUAUAGAGAUAUUGUACAACAUUGUAGUUUGUUUCUAUAUUCAAUAAAUCUAGCUCUAUAUCUUUACUUGGCAGCAAUUAUGUAUUUAAUUGUUCCUCUGAUCUGUGGUAAGACCUCACCAACCACAGAUGCAUUUAAUCUAUAUUAAUUAAAUAUCCCUAUCUCUGUCCAAACUCUAUGAAGACACCUAGAUCUGCUAAAGACUUUCUCAAAAAAGAAACUAACAUUUUGCUUUUUUGUUCUCCACCUCCCCCCAUUUAGGAUGGUUGUUUUGGGUAAAUUAAAUGAUCUGGUCAAAGAAUGGAUUGCUGAUCUUGGGGAAAGCAAGGUAAGGGACAACUUUAACUGUAAAAGCCUUGACGUGAUACUAGCCAUUCAUAUGUAAAAUGUGUAUUUCCCCAAAAUGUAGGAAAUGGACAAUAGCAAUGACUCUGAAGUCAGAUAUACAAACCGAUGAGAAAUUGCUAGUUAAAGGGACAUGCAUCACUUUGAGACAACUCUCAUUCAAAAGCUUUAGCUUUGAAUGAGACCAUUUCCUCACUUUGCAGGCUGUAAAAAAAGCAGGUACAUAUGAUUGAUUUUUAAAAAAUUUUUUUUUUUUCAUAUUUAACUGCUUCUUUCUUAUGCUUUUUACACCUACUCCAAGAAAGACACUGAUUUAACCAAUCAGUGUCCUAUCUCUGGGAAUGCUGGAAAAGUGCAUUGGAAAUGUUUGAGUCUCACACGUGCAGUUGAAAGAUCUAUUCACCUUGCAUAAUUCUGAUGGGAGGAGAAGAGGGAGUCUGAUCAGUGUAAUUAAUGCAGUGGAUUAUCUAGUAUAGUUUCUCACCCUCCUGGAUUAGUCAGGGAGAAUGUGGAACUUGUUGGUGCUACAAAAUUAUGCCCAGUUUCUGUCAUCAGUGGACUGGAAUAGUGGAUGGGGAGAGGCUGAUGAAACUCCCCUAGUUGAGUAGUAUGCCAAAGAGAGAAUGUUGAAACUCUGCUAGUUGUUAAGCAUGCCAAGUAAAGGAUGUUAAAACUCACCUCGCUCAGUUUAAUGCCAAAUAAUGGAAUCUGACUGUGUAUAGUAAAUUUAUAAACAUUUAUUACAUUGUUUUUAAAGUUUAUUUUUUUUCUCUUUAUAUUAAUUUGUAUAUUUGUUAAACCCAUUUCCGAUUUUGGACGUGCACGGUACGUCUGACAAAAAAGCUAGAUAAUGACCGCGGACGUACCCUGCGCGUCUGUGGCUAAAAUUACCCGGGUACUCACUUGGAUCGGCGAUCCGCAUGUUUUUAACCCCUUAAGGACCAAACUUAUAUAUAUAUAUAUAUAUAUAUAUAUAUAUAUAUAUAUAUAUAUAUAUAUAUAUAUAUAUAUAUAUAUAUAUAUAUAUAUAUAUAUAUAUGUAAAUAUGUAAAUUACAUUGUCCAGCUUCAAAAAUGUCCCAAAUAGGACCAGCUGUGAAAAUUCCAAGUUGGAAAACGGGAAUGUGCACCCUCCAAAUAAGGUCUUUUAGCCCCCAGAGAACCCGACACAUCUAUACAUGGGUGGUAUCACCGUACUCAGAUGUUGCUGAACACACAUUGGGAUGUUCUUUGGCAGUAACCCUUAAAGUUCUCCUUACAUGUAUUCUUAAAUUGCGGUGUGUGUCAAAAAAAAUUACCAAUUUUAUUUUUUAAAAUUUUUUGCAUAGAUUGCUGGUAAGAGUAAAAAUGCCCCAAGUUUUAAUACCUUGGGUUGUCGUCUUUUUAAAAAAAAAUAUACAUGUGAACGGUUAUUCAGGGAUUCAAUGUAACUUGCGUAAAAUUUUGGGGGGAAAUGGUUUGGAAAUGGCAAAGUGCUACUUGUACCUAUUGCCCUAUAACUUGCAAAAAAAAAAAAGCUAAGAACAUGUUAACAUUGGGUAUUUCUAAACUCAGGACAAAAUUUAGAAACUAUUUAGCAAGGGUGUUUUUUGGCAGUUGUAGAUGCGUAACAGAUAUUGGGGGUCAAAGUUAAGUUAAAUUCAUCGUAUUUUAUAAUAAAUAAAAAAAAUUAGUAAAAUAUAUGAUAAGAUGAAAAUAAUGGUAUCUUUAGAAAGAUGGUAAGAAGACAAUUACAGCUAAACACACAAUGCAGAAAUGUAAAACCAGCACUGGUCCCAAACGGUAAGAAAAUUGAAAAGCAGUCUGGUCAUUAAGGUGUUAAAAGUAAAAAUAACAACAAACCAAGGGUUUAAACAUUUAAUAAAUAGCCGCAACAGUCCUGCCAAGGUUCUCUUCUUGGCUAGAGUAAUGGUUAUUAUUCACAGUAGGUUGGUAGUUGUGCUUCAAGUAGUUAGAUAUGCAAAACAAAAACAGUCCAAUGGUGGAGUAUAUCUAGAUAUUAUGGACUGAAUUAAUGUGAAGAGCCACUUGCUUUUUAAUUGAGCUCCAAACCAGCUCUAUAGUGUUGAGUUUGAGCGGAACUAUCCCCAUCUUAGGGUAUAUGCACAUUUUCUUAUGACCGUAUAGAUCCUCAGUAAUACAGUCACAUUAUAUUGUUAGUACAUCAUGCACACUUGGAUAGUUAUGUAUAAAGUAAAGCACUAGCAUGUUUCAGAGCCCCAAGUGGCUCUAAUAGAAUAGCGUGAAGUGAUACAGUGCAGACUCUAGGAAAGCAUUCGGCCAAGUGUAGUCAACGGUAUUAUGUGAAACAAAAAUAGAAAUAUUGUGCUCUCUCGACAACCGUGCAGUAAGCAAAAUAAUACAACUUACAUAUUUCUAAAAAAAAUAGGGAUAUUUACUCUUAAAGUUCCUACAGUUUGUGUACAUAGCUAGAGUUUGCCUCAUAACCACUGAACUCACAACCGGAAGUAGCUUUGCGAUUCAAAACGUGGCUUUCUUGGCUGUGGAUUCGGACCUGUUAAGCAGUUGCCACGAUAAAUAUGUUCUAAGAUUUUUAUUUUUUUUUCCCCUGUAAGAAGAAAAUGAAUGGCAUAAAUAAAUAUAUUCUAAAAUAAAAAAAAUCCAAAAUAAUAGGGGUGAUAUGGUGUUUUAAAUGUUCCUCUAAGCACACUGCAUAGCACAAUGAACAUGUCUAAUAAACAUCCAUUUACUCUUAUUUUCGCAGAGUCUUCCUCCUAUUGUCAUAUCUGCUGUCGGUGGUAAAAUCUUUACCUUUGGUUCAUACCGGCUUGGGGUACAUACAAAAGGUUUGCAGUCUUCCUUUGUAAUGUGUGCUUUGUUCAUUGAAAUUGCAUACAUUGACUGUAUUUUUUUUUUCUCUAAAGGGGCUGAUAUUGAUGCCCUCUGUGUUGCUCCACGACAUGUUGACCGUGCAGAUUUUUUCCAAUCAUUUGUUGAGAAGUUGAAGCAUGUGGAUGGAGUAAAAAAUCUGAGGGUAAGUUUGUUUUCCGUUUUGGCUUUUUUAAAUUCCAAACAAAUCACACUAAGUGAAAAGGCGUGUUCGUGUUACUUUGUGGGAAUAUCACAAUUUGCUUAGUAGGAGGGAGCUUUAUACUUCACGCUCCUUCUCUCGUCUUUAUAAAUUAAAUAUGGGAAUCAAAUGAGAAUAACUCACUUGAAACAAAGCAAACCUCUUGUGCAGUUAAACAAGUUUGACAUUUCUAAAACUGUUACAAUUGUUCGCCUAAUAUAACGUUCUAUAAUUACCACCCCCUAUGUAGGUUUGUUGGUGCAAUUAGGGCUGUGGCGAUAUGGCCAGUUGCUCCCGGUGCGAGUCUCCACUCUUUAGUCACUAAGGGCCUUGCGUGGUCCAAUCUAAUACUCCUCAUAGAGAAGCUUCUGAUUGGACCGUUUCACAGGCCUCAGAGUGCAUUUGCAUGCUCGGAACUGGAGAGGUAGGGUAUUUUUAUAUAUUUUUUAAAAGCGGUCAUCAAAUGGGGGACUGCACUGACUGCAAGGGAGUAGCUAACGAUAUUUGUUGGUAAUGUACAGUGCGUGCUGACAGGUGUAAUAUAUAUAUUUUAAUUAAAAAUUUUUUUUUUUUAGCACAGGAUUGACAAUUGGAAGUCCGAAAUAUAACAUUCCGGGCUUCCAAAGUCACGUGUGCUGGUGGGGUGUUUAUAUUGGUUGUUGAUACAUACUGUUCUUUUUAAAUCAAAUGUAUGUGGAAAGCAUAGUUUGUGGGGGAUUUUUGUUUUAAACUUUUAUUUUUUUUUCUCUCUUCUUGUAGGCUGUGGAAGAUGCCUAUGUACCAGUUAUAAAGUUUGAGUACCUGAAUAUUGAGGUAUAGUUUAUAGCAUGAUUACUCAAAAUUCUGUGGUUGGUUGUUUUUUUUUAGUUGCUAUGGAAAUGUCACAAUUGUAUAUCUCUAAGGUUGUGCUUCUUUUCCCUCCCUUUAUUCAAGAUUGAUUUGGUUUUUGCACGACUGCCCUUGCAGUGUAUUCCAGAUAAUUUGGAUUUACGAGAUGAUUCACGUCUGAGAAAUUUGGACAUACGAUGUAUAAGAAGUUUAAAUGGUAUGUACAGUGAAUUGUGCAACAAUUGACUAUCUGCAGCCUAGUAUAUUGGAAGAGUUCAAAAUGAUUCAAUUUGUGUGGCAUGAAGAAGAAAUUCACCAUUCACUUGUUAAAUUAAAAAAAUUGAAACCCUGGCUUAAAAUACAUUAUUUCAGUCACCUGCCGUUACCUGCAGAUAUGUAGCAUCUAAGGGAAAUUCAGAGAUGAACAUGUUUAUAUAAACACUUCCAGUCCCCAUGGCGUUCCCUCCCUGAGCACUGCCAUGUAAGUGGUCUUUGGUUGGGAGAAGUAUUACCUUGAUUACUCAUAUAAUUGCAAUGUGAAUACCAUGCAAAGCAGUGAUCAUGUUAGGUAAGAGCUUUGCCUGUCCAAGGACAACAUAAAUGGUCGUGCUAAUGGAGAGAACAGAGUGUCGUUUCUUUAUUAUGCUUUCACUUGCCUUUUCAAUGCAUAAUUGAAGCAUGGAGUCAGCUACCACCUGUUGUCAGAGCAAGUACAAUAAUUUCUGCCUCACUAUGCAAAGUUUAUUCCACAUCUACCUCCAUUCACAUUUCUCAUCUUUUUAUUUCCUUAUUUUUUUAUUUUUUUUCCCCACAACAUUUCUGAUUCAGAAUAGUUUAGAGUUUGCAGGCUGUACAUUGCAUUUUUGUUUGAUGAAAUCUGUGUGGGGAGGCUUCUUGUGGUGUCUAUAAGGGAGACUUUCCCUACACCACCUCCUGCUUAUCUUUAAGGAAGGAGAAUUCUUUCCUCUGGUGAUCUGACAGGCUGUGAUGCUUCCUGGUAGUCCAGUGGAUGCAGCUUUUUGGUCUGCACGUUUGUUGGGUCAUUUUAGCUACCUGACCAUGCAUUAUCAAUGCAGAUGCCUCCAUCUAAUGGUUGUGCUGGCCCUACCAGAAGUGUACCUCUUAAUGUUUAAAAUCUGGGCUAUUUUCUGUCUAGUGUACAGUUUGUCAUUUUAAAUAGAUUAGUAAUUUACAUCCAUUUGAGAUGGAAUUAAUUUGUAUCAAAUCUUUCUUAUUUUGCUUGGAUUGUUAUGGAAUCCUUUAGUGUGUAGUUUAUGCAUGUGUUACUGAAAGAUAAUUUUUUUUUCUAAUAGGUUGCAGGGUCACAGAUGAAAUUCUCCAUUUAGUACCAAAUAAAGAGAACUUCAGACUAACCCUAAGAGCAGUCAAACUGUGGGCAAAAAGUAAGUGUGGAUAUAUCUGCCUGUUCACAUUUUUCUCCCUUAAACGUGCGCGAUAAAGCCUGCCUCAUUUAUCCUUUAUCACGCUUUUACAGGGCGUGGUAUCUACUCUAAUAUGUUGGGGUUUCUUGGAGGAGUUUCCUGGGCCAUGUUGGUUGCUCGGACAUGUCAGCUGUACCCAAAUGCAGUGGCAGCAACUCUUGUACACAAGUUCUUCCUUGUUUUUUCAAAGUGGUAAGUGGAAAUGCAGGUUUCCAUUUACACAAAUGUUUUAUUGUGAGCAUACAUUUUCUGGUUUGAUUCAUUCAUAGAUUCUAUUAUUUUUUUAUUUUAAUUUCUCUUUUAGGGAAUGGCCAAAACCUGUUUUAUUAAAACAGCCAGAAGAUAGUAAUCUGAAUUUACCAGUUUGGGACCCAAGAGUAUGUGACAAAUGAUACAUUAAAAAAAAAAAAUAUAUAUAUAUAUAUAUAUAUAUAUAUAUAUAUAUAUAAUUUAUUUGGUAAUUUUAUUUUGUAUUUUUUAAUUGUUUGAAUCAUAAAUUUAUUUUUCUUCUACUUUCAGGUCAACCCAGCUGACCGUUAUCACUUAAUGCCUAUAAUAACCCCAGCGUAUCCUCAGCAAAACUCUACAUACAAUGCAUCCAUCUCAACACGCACCGUUAUGAUGGAGGAAUUUAAACAAGGUAAGUCAAACAUUCCUUUGGAAAGCAGAUUUUGAAGAAGAGACUUAAGUACUUAAGUUUGUUUUUGUUUGUUUUUUUAAAUAACUUUUUAUUUUACAUUUACUGGGUUCUUCACUAAACUGAGAAUUCAGGGUGAAUUUAAAUUUUAAGGUUAAAAUAGCCGAGCUGUAAAAAUUCUCUAAGUCUCUAGACUUUAAAUUUGAAAUCAUCUUGAAUUGUUACUUAAGUGAAUAACCAUGGUAAUUGACAGAUACCAAAUGCAAUUUGUAAAGAGCAUGAAUCAAAAUUAAAAGCCUGAUGUUUAAAGCAGUAUUAUAUCAAGGCUCAAAAUUUACAUUGGAAAUUUAGCCCACCCUAGUAUUACCCUUGUUGUCAUGUGAUGGGUAAUGUUGAGCCUUUAUAGUUUUAGAAAUGAUAUAAUCUAUAAAUAAAGCAUCCUUUUCAAAGCCACAAACCAGUGUGUGAAUGAGAAUCUUGCUGCUAAUCCCUGUUUUUUUUUUGUUUGUUUUUUUUAUAUAUAAAGGGUUCUUCCAAUUGCGUAGCUAAUUAUAUACCUGGGUUAAUAUUCGACUGGCACUUGCAAAUCCCUCCCCACUCUCACACACUUUUAUUCAACAGCUAGGUCACGUGUGCAGGAGGUGUGUUUUCACUCCAACACAAACCUGGAGGAAGCCCACAUUAUUUGUAGUAUACCUUUACCCAUGAGAUUUUUUUGUCAUUACUCUCAGAGAAAAUCGUAUGCAUGGGUAAGACUGUUUUAUUACCUAUAGAGAUGAGUGAAGUGCUUGUACAUAUGCUGGACCCAACUUUUAUCCAUUAGCAUCUUACUAAGUAGAAGGGGACCACUGCCUCCUACAUUUACUCUGUAUUGCAGACACUUGGUUAAUCAGGAUUUUUGUGCAUUUUUAUUGGGGGGAGGGAGUUGCCUUCUUGGCUUUAUCAAUGGCCUCAUAAUGGGUCAGGUAUUGAUAUGUUAAAAAUUUUUUUUAUCACUUUAACCGUUUAAUGUGCAAAUGCAUUAUGGCUUGUUAGUGUUUAGAAGAGUGUAUCUUCAGAGGAUGAAUGACAUGAAAAAUGUAUUUUAAUGUUUUGCUUUCUUUCAUAUUUACUUUAAAGGUCUUUUAGUUACUGAUGAAAUUCUGCGUGGAAAGGCAGACUGGUCAAAGCUGUUUGAACCCCCAAACUUUUUCCAGAAGUACAAGUACGAAAUUCUCAUCAUUUAAAAAAACAUUUUUGUUUUUUAUACUGUGAAUAGUUCGGUUUGGAAUCAAAAGUGAAUGUUAAAUGUUUAUUGCAAAAUUGAGGAAAGAAAUCUCCAAAGUCAACUAUGGUUCUAGUUUAGCUAUUUUGGCCUAAAACUGACGCAUGCAGACGAACAUGUUGAAGAGGUGUCUGAUAGUUGUGUAGACAAUUGAUCCAUAAUGUUUUCCCCUCAAUCUGUUUUCUUUCUUUUCUUAUAUGUUCUGCAUCAGUUGACUUAAAGGGGGAACUGUCCCUUCUCUGAAGUUUACACAUGUUAAAGGACCACUCUAGGCACCCAGACCACUUCAGCUUAAUGAAGUGGUCUGGGUGCCAGGUCCCUCUAGGAUUAACCCAUUUUUUUAAUAAACAUAGCAGUUUCAGAGAAACUGCUAUGUUUAUAAUAGGGUUAAUCCAGCCUCUAAAGCCUCUAGUGGCUGUCUCAUUGACAGCCGCUAGAGGCAUUUGCGUGCUUCUCACUGUGAAAAUCAGUGAGAAGACGCCAGUGUCCAUAGGAAAGCAUUAUGAAUGCUUUCCUAUGAGACUGGCUGAAUGUGCGUGCAGCUCCUGCAACGCAUGCGCAUUCAGCCGAAGAGGCGGAGAGGAGAGCUCCCCGCCCGGCGCUGGAAAAAAGGUAACCCCUUUCCUCUCCCCAGAGCCCAGCGGGAGGGGGACCCUGAGGGUGGGGGCACCCUCAGGGCACUAUAGUGCCAGGAAAACAAGUGUUUUCCUGGCACUAUAGUGGUCCUUUAGCAAAAGAUCACCUAUAGCUUGUGUUAACUUCCCCUCAUAUGCUCGGUUUUCCAUUAGUUAAUUAAAUGUUUAACAAAUGGCGACAUAAUCCAGUUUAGAUGCAGCAGUCACCAACAUUCUUGCAAAUGAAGAGGGGAAAAUAGAAAUUAUAUUCUAUAUGCUUAUUGCCAGGUGUAAAGGAUAGAGCUUAUAACCACGAUUGACAAGGCGCUAAGAUUGAGGCACCCAGUUACAAGAUAAAGUGUAGAUUUCUGCAUUACAUUUUUUUCACUACUCACAAAGCAUAUUUGGUAUAUAUAGUGAUAUGUAAACAUUAAAGGGACACUAACUUCAGCUUAAUCAGCUUAAAUAUGCCUCCAUCCACUCAUCUGCUGUGCACAAGCAUCCUGUGAUUCACUAUCUCCUCCUACUGCAUGCAGACACUGAACUUUCCUCAGAGAUUCAUUGAUUUAAUUCAUCUCUAUGAGUAGAUGCUGAUUGGCCAGGGCUGUGUUUGAAUCAUGCUGGCUCUGCCCCUGAUCUGCCUCGUCAGUCUCAGCCAAUCCUACGGGGAAGCACUGUGAUUGGAUCAGGCUAUCACAUGUCAGCAGACUGCUUGUUUUUCCUGAGUCUAACGGCAUGCAUAUUUACAGCUUCAGGCUUGAGUACAGUAAGAUUUUUACUAUAUUUGGAGGCAUGAGGGGCCCAGGGGGGCUAGAUGGUUGUGUUAACUCUAUAGGGUCAGGAAUACAUGUAGUUGCACUGGUGACUAGUGUCCCUUUAAUAUAAAAAAACGUUCCUUUUUAAGGAAUUCAUUUAUCAACCUAUCAAUCUAUGUAAUUUCUAUUCAGUUUUUACAAUCAUAUUUUUUUUGUAUUAAAAAAUCCAACUAAAUCACACUGAAAAUUCUAUUUUAAAAAUGUGCUCUAAACAGUCUCUGCAAUUUUUCUUAAUUUUCUUUUUUCCUCUCUCCUGUUUUCUAGACAUUAUAUUGUCUUAACUGCUAGUGCAUCCACUGAAGAACAUCAUCUUGAAUGGUAAGUUUGUCUAUGAAUUUUUAAAAAGUUAUUUUCUUAUCUAAUUUUUGUAGUGAAUUUACAUGACCUCAAUUUAUAGGAUAAAUGGGUGACUUUUUUUUAUUUGUGUAUUCUUCCAUAAAUGUGAUCAUAAACACACAUUAAGAUAAUGCUUUUGAAAACACAUAAAAUGCAACUUCACUUAAAAACAUUGAAAAGCGCCUCAUUGCUAUGUUGCACAUGAUUUUUUUCCUUAUACGGAUGUUAGGAAUACGAAUGUGUAUUUCUGCAGUUAUAGUACAACUUUCCCUAUUGAUUGGCAGGUGCCCCACCCAUGUGCGUUGCAAAAUAAUUUUACUCACCCUUUCCUUCUUUUGUAAUGUCCUCCUGCAGUUGUGCCUCCAGGAUGAAGGUCCAAUCCAAUUCUUAUCGUAGAGUAGCACUGGGGACCCUAGGCGCAUGUUUGACGCAAUCUGAAAAUGAUUCUCUUGUCAUAGCGAAUCUUUAAAUGUAAUCAUUCUCUAGAACAAACCGCACUGUAUGUCACAGUAUUCCUGGGUAUGACCACUGGGAAGUAAGUCCCCUCUCUUCUAUCCAUGGGACUUGGAGGUAUGGCUUGAAUCUGCACUGCCAAGCAUUCAAAUUAUGAAAAUAUAGGAAUUUGAAGGCUAAAAAUGCAGAACAUCUUUCAGCACUAAAACAACUUGUUACAAGACGUUGUUGUAGUGAGUUCAAUGUCUAUUUAAAUUAGAUCAAGGAUUUGGGUGAGAAAUCAACCUGUUCUAAUAUGCCACAAUUAGCAUAUUCUAGUUUUGUUUUGUUUUUGGUGGGGGUCAUGCAAGGGGCACUCUAAGCUCCAGAAACACUGCACAGCUCAUUGUAGUUGUUAUGGUACUAGGAGUCCUGAGGCUAUCAGAGAAUGUUUUGUAUUUUAAAACUUAAAGGGCCAAGGCUGGACACACUGAACAAACUUGACUCUGUGUUUCUAUUUUGUUUAGGGUUGGUUUGGUGGAAUCAAAAAUCCGUGUGCUGGUUGGGAACUUGGAAAGAAAUGAGUAUAUUACUCUUGCACAUGUAAACCCACAAUCCUUUCCAGCAAAUAAAGAGUAAGUACAACCUGUGCAUUAAAUCAAAUUUAGGUUUUGUUUUUUGGUUUUGGAAAUACCUAUAAUGCCUAGGAUUGUCAUCAUCUCCUCUAAAUAGAAGUAACUCCGAACAUCCGUUCUACAGCUUGGGAUAUCUUGGCAGUUUUCUUACAAGAAAUAUUUAUCAGUACAUUAAACUGACUUUUAAUGAAUAGUUUGUUUUGUUUAUUUACAAUCUGUACUUUUAAAUUAAAACAGGACAAUACGAGCAAUAUCAAAGGCAAAAAGUUAACAGGUUAGACAUUACCAGCAUAUUCCAAUGCAAUAUAGUAAAAAAGGUCAGAGGUGUAACACACAGCAAAUACUCCAGAAUCAUUAGCAAGUCGUUGAGUACACAUGUAGGUUGUUACCUGAUUGCUCAUCCCAUGUUUCAUUCCUUUUACAUUGUCUUUUGUCUGAUACUUCAGUUAGCGCAUCACAAAGUCUCCCUAAACUUAGGAAGUAGUUUUGAAGGGUCAAGCUGAUUUGAAAAAUGCUUCUCAUUUGUUUAAAAUGUUGCAAAGAUUUGGAGAAGUGCAUAUUUCCAUGUGAUCUAUUAACAUUUUUUUCUAUUUCAGCAAUGAAUAUAUAUCCUUGUGGUUCCUUGGGAUUAUUUUUAAAAAGGUGGAGAACGCUGAAAGUGUUAAUAUAGAUUUAACACAUGAUAUUCAGUUGUUUACUGACACAGGUAAGAUCUCUUUUCCCGCUAUACAUGUAUACAUGUACACAUAUACAGGUAUUUUUAAUUGGAUUUUGUUACAGUAGCAAAGCGCUAAACCAUAAAUCUGGUAUGAUUUUGUUCCAGGGCUCAUAUAUUAGCAGGUGUAGCCAUCCAAUCAUGCUCAUAGUUUGAAGUAUAUAUCUAUACAAAAGAUACAUAUGAAAAGUAAUUUGAGUUCAGAAUUUACUGCAGUCAUAAUUUAGCUUUUUUUUUUUUAUUAUAGGAGUAAUCCAGAACAAGCGUAACUAGGUUAUCUUAAGCUUUUAUAAUUUUACUGGUCAAGCAACUGUAAAUGCCUUCGUCCCUUGCUUGCUGGACUUUAACUUGCCCGAACAUCCACACCACUAAAUCGCCCACCUUUAAUGUCUUACCUGUCUUCCAUACCCACCUCCAAAUUUAUUCCAUACAUGGGAAUAACGCCCACCAGAUUGUUUUAGGACAUUGUCCUAAAUGGUUGCACAAGAAAAUAUACCAACGUGAGUACACAUGUUAGUAUUCAACAUUUUUAUAGAGUUUAUUUGCUUUAAACUUUUUCAUUUUUUGGAAUUUUCCAAAGCCCGUUUCCCUGGUUGUCUAGCAAUUGAACUAGGCGUGUUGUAUUAAUUUACCAUUAUACUAACCUGUGUAUCUUCUCCCUUGCAUUUUGAUGCAAGCACCGCUCUACAGGACAGAGCAUUGUCACAUACUCUGUGUUAUUUUAACUGAUUAUACUGAACCAUGGAGAUUUAUUGAAUAGCACGUCUGUUCUCAAGGGCAGAGACCAUUUUGGAGGUCUAAAUAUUGUCAUGGUCUAGCAAAUGUUUCUAUUACAGUAUAUAGGCAGGCAAAUAAUAUAAACAUGCUGAAGAAGGGAAUGAAGAUCGAAGCAACCCAUGUUAAGAAGAAGCAGCUCCACUAUUACCUACCUGCAGAAAUGCUCCAAAAGAGAAAAAAGGUACUUAAUCAUUGCCACAAACGGGCCAGGUUUUCUGGACAUAGCUUGAGUACAAGUGACUUUGAUUAACCUGUGCUCUCUUCAGAAAAUUCACAAAACCUCGCCCGUUGGACAAAUAAGAAUAAAUUUGACUAGUUUGUAUUUACCAACUUGAAAUCUCUCUUGUAGCAAAGUAUUCCAGAUAUCAGCAGGUCGACUUCUGGAUUAUUGUCUAAAAGGUCAUCUUUGGAUGGAAAUUACUUGGACAGUUCUAGAGACACUGACACUGGGACACCUUGUGAUUCACCUUCCUCGUGUAACAAUGUUUCCAAAUCUUCUAGUCCCCCUCUACCAGAAGCACGGAGGUAGAUAUUAAGCAAAUAUCCAUGUUUGUAAAGUUUCUCUCAUUCUGUGUAAAUGACUUUAUGCUUUUAUAUUUGGUGUCUUUCAUCCAUGCUAACUCAUAAUAUUUUACUUUAGGAGAGCUAUGGCAGAGAACAUAUCUUCAGGUCUGUUCCAUAGUAACCAUAAGCCAGCAGACAUGCCUUCACAGAUUGCUCAAGGAUUGUCAAUUCCUGUUAUUGGAUUAAGUAAGUGUUUGUUAUGAGUACAAUGGAAUGUUCGAUUUUCAAACUUAUGUUCAGUGUUUUUUUUUUUUUUUUAAACAAACUUUAAAUAUUUUCUUCCUUUAUUGUUCAGUGUCUGAUUCUGCUGCAACAAAGAAUCAUGAGGUCCCAUCUGGUUGCACCAUUCCAACAGUAGUAGGGUUAAAUGUUGUUCCACGUCUUCCAUCUCCUCCCAGACAUUCUCAGGAUCAGCCUCUCCAGAAUGGAUCAACAAGCCUUAGCCCAAAAAGUGCUGCUGCCAAAAGGGCUCAUCCUCCUACUUUGGAAGAGUCUCCCAAAAGGGUAAAAGACACUGAAAAGGUGUGUGUAUGCUUAGUCUUAAGAAUCGUGAGUGGUAUUGUAUAAAAGGUGAAGAGUGUAAAUAGUUCUGAAGGCUUUUUCACUGCUCUCUUGCCUGACAGUUGCUACACAUAGUUUACAAGAAUACUAUAUGGUUAAUGAAGAGGUGUGGACUGUUCUAUGCCCCCUCCCUCCGAUCUUCAGGUUUUGCUGACGCAUGGUCUUCCAGGCCUGCUACCAGGCGUGAAUGCUGCAUGUUGCUGUGUGAGCUGCUGGGUGAUUAUGGCAGUAUCAUGUUGAGUCUGACGAGUCGUCAUAGCUUCUUUCUCCACUGAUUUUACGCGGCCGGUGAGGGUAUGCAUAUCCUCCUUUAUCUUUGCACAGUCAGCUUGGAACAUUGUAUGGAGCUCAUUCAGGAGGUGUUCUAGGUGACCCUUGGUUGUUGGGGCACGGUCUUCAUCUACCUUAGGAGCUCUGUUAUCCGUCCUAGCAGACGUGGCCCUUCAAAUUUAAGGCAGUUUAUUUGAACCAGGAACUACACAGCAACAUUUCAGCCCUAGCCCUUGAGAAAAGCCCUGCUAGGGCUGAAACAUUGCGGUGUAGUUCCUGGUUCAAAUAAACUGCCUUAAAUUUGGAACCUGUUGGACUACUUGUUUUCCUUGUCAGAAUUUCCUUUGCACAGAUCUGGAAGAUGAUGGCAAUUGGUGUAUUCUCACUUUGGCUGCACACUGUGUAUAUUAAGGUUUUGGAAUUCUAAUAAAGGACAAUAUUACAAAUUUGUCAUCACAAAUUGGUUAAAGACCACUAUAGGCACCCAGACCACUUCAGCUCAAUGAGCCCUUCAGCCCUGGUUUUAACCCUGCAGCUGUAAACAUAGCAGUUUCAGAGAAACUGCUAUGCUUACGCUGAGGGUUUAUCCAGAAUCGGGUGCCUGUCUCACCAACAGCUGCUAGAGGUGCUUCAACAUUUCUCACUGUGAAAAUUACACUGAGAUGACACUGGCGUCCAUAGGAAAACAUUGAGUAAUGCUUGCCUAUGGGGUGGUUGGAAUGCGUGCGGAUUAAGGUAAGUGGCUGAAGGGGUGCCAUGAGGGGGGUGGGGGGGGACACCUAAUAACCCUAUAGUACCAGGAAAACUAGUUUGUUUUCCUGGCACUAUAGUGUUCCUUAAAAGUAAUUUACCUUGUUGCCUGUAAAAGUGUGUCUGCCUAUCUUUGUACACCUUGAUAUUGUCAUUUUAGUUGUAUGUUUGUAUUCUUCCUCUUGUGAAUUUUCCUUCAGCCUUCCAACGUGCCGGUGUUCAAAGGUGUGUUAAAAGAUUCAGAGAAAUUGAUUUCAUUGUAAUUGACAGCCUAACAACGUACAUUUUAAGUUUGUGACCUAAAUAAUGUACUAGGAAAGCAUAGUGGUCAGACCUCUUCACAACACAAACAUUUUAAGGUGAUUUUCUUGCAUCUAGCUUAAAUAGGAGAAAACAAAAAAUGGAACCAUACUUAACUAACGUAAAGCUGUCAGUUUUAUUAUGGAAGAGCAGGCUACAGAAACCUGUUCUCUGAAUUAGAAAAGUCAACAAAAACUGUAUUUUCCAUAAUACACAAAUAGUGAUGUUCCGAACGGUUUGCUGCGGACGGCGAACAUAUGCGCUGUUCGGUCCGCCCCCUAUGUCAUCAUUGAGUAAACUAUGACCCUGUACCUCACAGUCAGCAGACAUAUUCCAGCCAAUCAGCAUCAGACCCUCCCACCUCCUGGACCGCAUCCAUUUUACAUUCAUUGUGAAGCUGCAUUCUUAGUGAGCUGUCUGGGAGGGAGGAUCUGCUGCUGAUUGGCUGGAAUGUGUCUGCUGACUGUGAGGUACAGGGUCAAAGUUUACUCAAUGAUGACAUAGGGGGCGGACCGAACAGUGCAUAUGUUCGCCGUUCGGGACUUCACUAUACACAAAUUAUUUAGGGGAGACGGGGUCUAUGUGUCUGCUUGCGUCAUUUUGAUUUUUUGCAUAAUGUAUUUUUUUUUUUUUUUCAGCUAAAUAUUUUUGGUUUGAUUAUUUAUUAAGUUAAUUUAAAAUGUAUUUCAUUUCCAUUCCUCUUUUGCAGGAGAGAGCUAUUGCAGAACCUAUGCCUAUCCCUACAAUAGACCGUGCUAGAUCACAGGUACUAUCUAUGAAUUCUUUUUAUUCACAUUGGUGAAUUUCCCUCCUCAAUCAACACAAGGUAACUUACGGGUGCACCUUACCUUCCUAAGAACUGUUAAAAAGCCACUGUCUACUCAUUAUUUCUGGGUAUCAAGGCAAAACCAUGGCAUAAUUGUAGUUUUGUUUUUUAAUUUUUUAUCAUGUUAAACUUACAAAAAAAUAUUUGCAAGAUUAUUUUAUUCAAUUUGUAGUUGAAGUAUUACUUUUUAUACAGUUCAUAACCAUAUUUAUGAAGCUACAAGUGUGAGCAGCAAAAAGGUGGUGUCUUCAUUCUAAAAUAUUCUAUUUUUGUUUGCCUUCAUACUCUGAAAGUUUUAAGUGAUAUUAUUUUUUUGCAACUAGACCUUUUAAUCCUAAUUUCUAUUAUAGCGUCUACCCAGUAAAGAGCUGCCAGAUGCUUCUUCUCCAGUGCCAACAAAUAAUAUCCGUGUCAUUAAAAACUCUAUCAGGCUAACUCUAAACCGGUAACCACAGCGCUACUUCAGGUAUAAAAUGUCAGGCAAUAAUAAUUCUGCUCACUGUUUGUUUUAGACUGCAUGUGUUGCUAGAUUUCAACAUGUCUACAUUUCAAACUUGGUGCUGUAUCAGUCUUACCGCUGAUAAUAUCAAUUUCCUAGAGUAUACUCGGAUGAUCUAGGAAACAUCCAGCCUUUUUUUUUUUUCUACUUUCUACUUUUGUGUGACUUUAUUUGUAAAAUCUAAAAAUUUAAAAAACAAAAAAACAAACAAAACCUCUUUAUAUGGACUUGUGUAAUGCUAUGAAAUGUUCAUUCAUUGUAUUUGAAAUUUGUUUAAAAUUGCAAAAAAAAAAUCAGUAUUUGUGUGUCUUGGUUUUGAAAGUUGUUGUUUGUGUUAUUGUAUAUUGUAAAAAAAAAAAAAAAUUUCCCCUCUUCUCCUUGUAUCUUAAUGGUAAAGACCAGUGAUGGCUAAAACUUAGCAUGCCUGCUUUGUAUAUCCAGGUUCUCACGAGUCUCACAGCCACAGGGCUUACUGAGCAUAGUGGGUAAAUGCAGUGCCACAAAAUGCCCAUGCCAAAAGUUAGCCCUUGAUUCAAACACGUUGCUUUAACCUGCCAGCCCUUUCUCAGAGUAGAUUACCGGACUACAGGUUGGCUUGUCUGUCCUUGGCAUGUUUAAUGUUGCACACAAUUCUGCUAUGAACUCGAUGCAACAGUUUUCCUUAAGACCAAGAAAACGUUUAAUUAGAUGUCUCCUGUGGAGGCUCACAAGAAAAUACAUUAGUAUUACCACAGAGACCCCAAUGAUCACCCAUCCCUUUAUGAAGUCAUUUAUGUUAAUGUGCUUCUUUAAAUUUAACAUCCCAGUUCGGUGAAAGCCAACUGAUUUUUCAACUGCCCUUCCACCCCCUCCCGUCUUUUUAAUAUUUGCAAAACUGGAAAAGCAUCACUGAAAAAAGAUUGGUGUCUACAAAGAAGCUAUCUGCACCAAGAAGGUAUACAGAAGCAAUCUGAUGUCGUUUUUUUUUUUUUUUUUUUUUCCCCUUUCUGUUUUCAAUGGCAAAGCCUCUUCUGAAGCAUCCGGACAUUAAGGGAAAGUUUUUUGUUUUGUUUUUUUUUGCCUAUAUCCUCUUAUGUUUGUAUACCCUUGGUGCCCAGCCUCUAUUUGUAGUUAAACUUCCAUCAACAUCAGACAACCAUUACAGGAUAAGAAUUGAGCGUUCAUAUGAGCUGAAGCCAAAGGCUUUGACAAUCUGUGCUGCAUACUAUACAAAUUUGCCUCAGGAAUUUACUAACCUCUGCUUAUAAUUAGUAGUAUGUUAAUUAGUGCUUCAGUUCUGUUCAGGUUUUACAUUGCAUGCAGAACCUUUGUAUAUAUCUCAGCUGUUGUACUAUUCAAUGCAGUGUUUUGUAAAAUGAAUCGUAUGUAUGCUAUUUUUGUAUCAUGUAUAAAUUACCACCUUUUUCAAAAAAAGUAAUAAACCAAUCCUUUUUUUAA
Molecule: messenger RNA, 21477 nt
Organism: Pelobates cultripes (western spadefoot toad)
Lineage: Eukaryota; Metazoa; Chordata; Amphibia; Anura; Pelobatidae
Source: the annotation of a GenBank genome assembly